Salpingoeca rosetta is the source of this 2460-nucleotide messenger RNA. RefSeq lists its product as uncharacterized. Gene Ontology annotation, cellular component: extracellular region. Lineage: Eukaryota; Choanoflagellata; Craspedida; Salpingoecidae. The coding region runs from base 1 to 2460 and encodes 819 amino acids. Gene Ontology annotation, biological process: carbohydrate metabolic process. Gene Ontology annotation, molecular function: carbohydrate binding; lyase activity. The transcript is spliced from 3 exons. The record is from RefSeq and is a predicted model, not a curated record.
AUGUCUUCAUGCAGCCUCAAAGGACAUCACCACAAGUCAAGCAAGGACAAGCAGCCAGCACCUCUUCUCCCCACCAACCAACAACCGACAAAGUCCUCCACCAUCCCAUCAGGAACAGCAGCGACGUUCCCAAGGCAACUGCACUACGAACAACAGCAACCACCACAACAGCAACCACAACAGCAGCAACAGCAGCAACAACAGCAGCACUCAGUUCACAUCAUCAGCCACGAGAGUGAUGAUGUGGCGGCGGUACGUGCUGCCGUCUUGCGUCACAUUCUACCGCAGUCACGCGGCGUGGUACCGGAGCGAUGGGAUGACAAGGUGCAGUAUAUUUUGGAGCACCUGCGCACGUCCAACGGCACGUUUGACGACGUCGACUACAACGACUACGAUGGCCGGAGCUGGUGGAAGACAUCCAUCCACCUGCAGCGGUGCCUGAUCUUGGGCAUCUCCUACCACACACCAUACAGUGCGCACCAGGGCAACGCGACUGUCUACGGCGCCUUGGUCAAGGCGUUUACGGCAUGGCUCAAGGCUGACUUCAAGAACAGCAACUGGUGGUGGAUGGACAUUGGCGUUCCACGCAUCGUGGGCAAGGUGCUCUUGCUCCUGUCGCCGGCCGAUGCCACCGCGCUCUACCCGCUCGCCACGCCACUGCUUGACCGCGGGCCCCUGUCGCGCGCGUACGGCAUGACCGGUUGCAACCGCGUGUGGAUUGCGUCUGUCAACGUCCUUCGCGCGCUCACGGAAGGCAACGCGACGCGGCUGGCAGCGGCAUAUGAGGCGGCGUCAUCUGCCAUCGUCGUGGCGCCGUCGCAGCAGAGCGAUGGCAUCCAGCGCGACAACAGCUUCCACCAGCACGGCCCGCAGUUGUAUCUGGGGUGGGGCUAUGGCUCCAUCCUCAGCGCCAACGCCCUGUUGCUCACCAGCUACGCGGAGGGCACGCGGUUUGCGGUGGCCAACAGCACGUGGGGUGUGCUGGCAUCGCUGGUGCUGGAUGGGCAGCGGCUGGUGGUGCGCGGCCCCAACGUCGACUACACGACGAGCGGGCGGCUCAUGACGUACUUUGCGCUCAACGACACGUUUGGCGUGAACGAGGGUCACUACCACUACUUUGCCGCGUUCACAGACUUUCGCUUGAGUUUCCCCACAUUUUCGUCACCGCUUCGCACGCCGCUCUCUGUCGUGUUUGCGCCGCUGCUCUCAGAGGUCAACGACACGCGUCCGCGUGCAGCCGAGUUUCACGCCUUUGCACACGACAUCUACACCAGCGAUGAUAAGUUUGAUGGUGCUGGUGGUGGUGGUGGUGAUUGUUGUUGUGGUGGUGAUGGUGUGGGCGCCAAGUCGACAGCAGCAGCAACAUCACCAACGUCACAGCUGAGCCUGAGCUGGCAUUUUUACGACAGCGACUACGUGGUCCAUCACCGGCCGACGUUCUUUGCAUCCGUGCGCAUGUUUUCAAACCGAACCAUCAACACGGAAUGCGUCAACUCCGAGAACCUCCGUGGCCGUGAUCUCGCAGACGCCGUUUUAAAUGUGUACGUGACGGGGCGGGAGUAUGAAAACGUGUUUCCCGUGUGGCAGUGGCACCGCAUUCCCGGCACAACCGAGCACCAGACAGGCACACCCUACUCCUGCAGCGAUGCGCGCAGCGUCCAACACACCUCCUUUGUUGGGGGUGUUACCGAUCGCACGUUUAGUGUGGCCGCCAUCAACUUCACGCGUGGGCACGCCGUGACGAUGCAUGUUUCCAAAAUGCAUGUUUUCGUUGACGGCGCUGUGAUUGUGCUGCUGGGAGGACUGACGUCGGAUGCGCCCUACCCCAUCACCACGUCUCUCGACCAGUCCAACCUGCGUUCCGACGUGGUUGUGGGCGAACUUGAUGAUGAUGGUGGCGGUGGUCGUGGGAAUGUUGGUGGGAAUGUUGGUGAUGGUGGUGGUGCCACGAAGGGGUCACAUCUACGCCAGCAACAACAUCGACAACACACGUUGCCUGCAGGCACGAACACGACGCUGCAAGGACCCACGUGGCUGUGGCAUGGCAACAUCGGAUACCUUCUCUCCCUCCCAGAACAGCAUCAGAAACAGCAGCAACAGCAGAAACAGAAACAACAACAGCAGCACAAACAGCAGCAACAACAGAUACAACAGCACGUGCCAGCACUGCGAGCAUCACCACCAUCUCCGUCGUCGUCGCUUGAGGUAGUGGUGUCGACAAAGAACCAGACGGGCAGCUGGGCGAACAUUACACAAGGACCGCCAACACCGUUGACACGUGCCGUGUUCAACGCUUUUAUCAACCACGGCGUUGUUGCUGGGCAGAACGCAACGUCCAUGUCGUACGCAAUCCUACCCGCUGUGACGUCAGCGUCGGACAUGUGGCACAGGCGCAUCAGCAACAUGGACGUGCACAUGAACACACACGACAAUUCCCGUUGCGUUGCGCUUGGACAUUGA